UCUCAGCCUGCCUGGGAGAUCAGAACCACCCCCUCUCCUGGACCCCUGGGAGGGUGCACCAGCUUGACCUGUUCCAGGAAGUUCUCAUGAAAGCCCUUGAAAUUCGAAGUUCCCCUUGGCAGGUGAAAUCCAGUGAGACGCCUCCUCCGUCCACAUUGGUGAGUGGCAGCCCAGAACUCCCGACCGGCCGCUGAGAAAGUCUCCGGGGCUCCCGCCUCAUGGCGUCACCCCGUAGGCCCUGGAGUGACUGCUCCCAUGUCAUCGAUCACACCCACGUCUCCGAGUUUGAGGUGGCUACCUGGAUCAAGAUCACCCUCAUCCUGGUGUACCUGGUGAUCUUCGUGGUGGGCAUCCUGGGGAACAGCGUCACCAUCCGGGUCACUCAGGUGCUGCAGAAAAAAGGCUACUUGCAGAAGGAGGUCACGGACCACAUGGUGAGCCUGGCUUGCUCGGACAUCUUGGUCUUCCUCAUUGGCAUGCCCAUGGAGUUCUACAGCAUCAUCUGGAACCCGCUGACCACGCCCAGCAAUGCCCUGGCCUGCAAGCUGCACACCUUCCUCUUUGAGGCCUGCAGCUACGCCACGCUGCUGCACAUCCUGACGCUGAGCUUCGAGCGCUAUGUUGCUAUCUGCCACCCGUUCAGGUAUAAGGCUGUGUCAGGGCCUUGCCAGGUGAAGCUGCUCAUUGGCUUCGUCUGGGUCACCUCCACCUUGGUGGCCUUGCCUUUGCUUUUUGCCAUGGGCACCGAAUACCCUCUUGUGAACGUGCCCAGUCACCAGGGGCUCGCUUGCAACCGGUCCCUCACGCGUCACCACCGGCAGCCGGAGACGUCCAACAUGUCCAUCUGUACCAACCUGUCGAGCCGCUGGACGGUGUACCAGUCCAGCAUCUUCAGUGCCUUCGUCAUCUACCUUGUGGUCCUGGUCUCCGUGGCCUUCAUGUGCUGGAACAUGAUGCAGGUGCUCACGAGGAGCAAGCAGGGCACGCAGGCCAGGAAGGGGCAGCCCGCGCUGAGGAAGUCCGAGAGCGAGGAGAGCAAGACCGCCCGGAGGCAGACCAUCAUCUUCCUGAGGCUGAUCGUGGUGACAUUAGCCGUGUGCUGGAUGCCAAACCAGAUUCGCAGGAUCCUGGCUGCUGCUAAACCCAAGCACGACUGGACCAGGGCCUACUUCCGCGCGUACAUGAUCCUGCUGCCCUUCUCGGACACCUUCUUCUACCUCAGCUCCGUGGUCAACCCGCUGCUGUACAACGUGUCCUCGCAGCAGUUCCGCAGCGUCUUCUGGCAGGUGCUGUGCUGUCGCCUGACGCUGCAGCACGCCAACCGCGACAAGUGGCUGCGCGCCCCGCUGGACAGCACCCGCUCCUCCCGCCGCCUGAUCUUCCGCGCCUCCUGGCGACACUCGUCCGCAAGGAAGCCCCCCACCAAGGUGUUCUUAAGCACUUUCCAGGGUGCCGAGCCGGCUGGCCACGAGCCCGCACAGGUGAGCCUCGCUUCAGCAGAGCCAAACUCGGACAUGGGCGCGGACGCCGAUUGUCCCGCGGAGCGCGGUCCCCGGGAGCCCUGCAUCAACGAGCCCCAGUGCGCCCCAGCUGGGUCAGAAGCAGGGGUCAAGGCCAAGGCAGGUGUCUUCUGAGAGCGGAUUUCAGCCUGGGCUCGGAUGCCUCGGCGUGCAGGGGGGGCUUCAACUGCGACCCCGUCCUUCAAGCACACACUGAAAAUUCAGCCAGAGGGAAUUGAUUCCGAGCUGACAAAAAUGUUUGACCCCGAGCUCUUUCGUUAUUUGCAAGGGAACACCACCAAAAAAAGAGGACAUGGACUAGCCCCCCUUACCCAGAAGGCAGGGACCCCAGAAGAAGGAGGGGGCCGCAGGAGAGCAACACAGGCGCAGCCGGGGGCUCCUUCAGCAGCGUGCCAAGAGGUGGGCUAGUUUGAGGAGCAGGGCCAUGGUGGGGAGCGCCGGGCUCAGGGCUGUGGCCGAAUUGCCCCUUUUCUUGGGCCGGGGCCCGUUGCAGAGCGGCGUGUUGCAGCAGCUGAUGCACACGGAGUUCAGCUUCCCUGGGGAGCAGAAGGACUGGUACCCGGCCGAGGCGAUGAGGCAGGCUGCGGAUGACGCGCAGGACUUGCGGUACAGGAUUCCUGCAACACACCCAAAGCAGCGCGGUUAGCGUGAGCUGCACCGAGUUGGCCUCCAGCGCACAGCUCUUCUUACCCACCCUAAGUGGGGAGACAGGGAGGUGCGCUCCGCUGUGUCCAGAAGCCUUCUGAAAAACAACAUGUAUGGUUAAGGGGGCAGUCCUCAUCUGGCGAGUCUGGCUCCUAGUGACCCUCUAAGACGGGGUAGACCUGUCCCUGUGGGCUUCUUAGACAAACUCUUUACAGGAGUAGAAACUCUGGUCUUUCUUCUGCAGAGCGGCUGGUGGUUUAGAACUGCUGACCGCUUCCUGAAAGGUCAGACACAACACCCUCCAACCUUAUUACAAACUAUUCCUCCCGUAGUACUCUACAUGGUUUGGCAACUUGUUGCUAUGGCUACAUAGAACUCAUGGUUAUGGGGAUUCUUAGGAGCUAUAACGAGUUGCGAUUAAGGAUCAGAAAACACUCAGAUACAGUUCUUCCAUCAGCACAGCCUUGUAGCCCUGUGUUCCUUUGGCCUCUGCCAUACUCUAGCAAGAGUUACAAAACUCUUUUAACUCUGCUGAAUAAGUGGCCAGAUAUACCCAACGCUACCAGCAAGCCUCUUGCGUAAAGGCACUCGGCUUUCUUGUUCUGUUGCUUCCUUGAUGAGGGGGGGAGGCUCCCUUUCAUCUGCUAUAGCCAAAGUGAUCACACUCGAUCAGGGUUCCACAGACUUUGUUUGCAUGAUCCAAUCCUGGUGACGGGCCACAAGCACCUCACAUUGCCAUAGUCCUGCCUAGUCCUUUAGUGGGCUAGAUUGGCCAUAUCAAGUAAUUUACCAUACACUGUUAAAAAUCAAAGUCUCUUAAGCCAAAGUUGAGACUAUGUACUAGACCCCAGAGCUUUUUAUAAUCAAGUAUAUUUCCUUGAGAGCGGGACUAUUAAUGCCAGGGAGCAUCACAGUUAUUAAUUUUACUAGGCUUAUCAGGUACCUUCUGAAGUAGUCUUGAUUGGCAGUAUGUCCAGUAUUUUUUGUCACCCCUUCCACCCCCCACGGAAAAAGCCUGAAGUGUGUGUCUCUUAGACUCACAACUAUUUGUCAGUUGUCAUUGCAAAGCCACCAAUGCCCCUCACUAUUUGCGCACACGUAUAAGACUGGAGGGCUGUUUAAACACCACUCCACCACUCAUAGAGCAAACUCUGAGGUCCAAAUGGUAGCACAUUGUGGGGCUCCAGGGAGACAGUUUCACUUCAUAGGGGCCCUGUUCUUCUCUAUCAGCAAUUGGUUAUAUUUGAGCUCACUGUUGCAGCUCCUCUCUCUCCUAGCGUGUCUUCCUUCUAUGCACCGCCCCUCUCGUUUACUAAGCAUGCUGUCCCUCCUUAUCCAGAGUCUUUGUUCUCUCUGUAUGAGCUGUCCAAAGUCCAUGACACGAAAGCUCCUCAUCCCUGCUUCUAAGACACAGUCUGACUGUACUUCUUUCAAGACAGAGCUGUUUGUUCUGGCAUUCCAUAGCACGUCCGAUAUUCUUGAUCAACACCACCCUGCAGUGCAUCAGCUCUUCACUCAUCCUUAUGCACUGCCCGCUUUCACAUGCAUAGCAUGUGUGAGAAACAAUGGCUAGGUUCUGCCAGAUGCAUCUUAGCCCUUAAAGCAGUGGUUCUCAGCCUUCUGAAUGCCACGGCCCUUUAACACAGU
Molecule: messenger RNA, 3812 nt
Organism: Echinops telfairi (small Madagascar hedgehog)
Lineage: Eukaryota; Metazoa; Chordata; Mammalia; Afrosoricida; Tenrecidae
Gene: GPR39
Product: G protein-coupled receptor 39
Exons: 2
Coding region: 219-1634 (471 amino acids)
Biological process (GO): G protein-coupled receptor signaling pathway
Cellular component (GO): membrane
Molecular function (GO): G protein-coupled receptor activity
Source: RefSeq, a predicted model, not a curated record